UACCCCAGAGAGAGCGAUCGCGAGCAGAAGAACCGGAAACGGUGCUUGCGUCGAAUCGCUCUGAAGACUGCAACUGAGCAGAUCCAGACGGAAUACAGUGACAAGAUGACGACAGCUGAUAUGAAUCAGCGCAAGAAGGAUAUCGUUCGCCGCAUGGAUCGUUUCAGUCGAGAGCUCAUUGAUCGAGCUCGUGGGUCCCUGGCGACAGAAGGACAAGGAACCACUGCACCAUCUAAUGAGGAUGAAGGGGCUGACCCUGACAUUGACAUGGCCGAAGAAGAGGAGAAUGUACCGAAACCCGACGCCGAAGAGCUCUUUGCUACCGAUGGGACGACAAACCUCGUGGAGCAAAACGACCAAGACGUUGACCAUGGCGAGCAAGCCUCUGAGGUCCCGUACCACGAAAUCGUCAGACAUGCACUGGAGAUACUCCUCGAGGACGAGAAGCCCAAACUCCCAGACCAGGUAUUCCCCGACUGCGUCGCGGACGAGACCAUUGGCGAGCAACAGAAAGCAAGGCUGUGGCAGUGCGAGGACCUACAAGAACUGGAGGAAUCCAUUCCGGUUCCAGGUCACCCCAACAUCCUCCUCGGCGGUCCGUCAACUAUUCCAGAGCUACAGGAACACAUCGUCAAGACGGGCAUAGGACACUUGAUGCGUGUAGAAGACAUCCCUCCACGAAUGCCGAUUUCAAGGGGCGGAAUCAAGUAUGGCAAGUGGCCAACAACGGUUGAGGAUAUCAUGAACUUUUCAUGGCGACGAUUCUUAUUGGAGAACCAUAGAGACAAAGUUGUUUUCGUCCCGAUUCCCGGCACAGACGGAAACAUGCCAACCGACAAACUAGGCGUUAACGCCAUGUUGAGAAAAUCGGUCCAGGACAACUCCUGAUUCAAACAUGAGACGUGGCAAAAGUCUCAAGGUUUUCUGAACG
Molecule: messenger RNA, 931 nt
Organism: Colletotrichum phormii
Lineage: Eukaryota; Fungi; Ascomycota; Sordariomycetes; Glomerellales; Glomerellaceae
Exons: 1
Source: RefSeq, a predicted model, not a curated record